AUGUCUAAUCGAAGUUUAUUAUCAUUGAAUAAUCAAGGAUUAAAUGGAAAUGUAAGAAGAUUAUCAAAAAAAUUUGAAAAUCUUCUUGAAUUAAGAACAGAAUCUUAUGAACAAUUAUCUUCUCCUAAAUCUCAAUUAUUUACAUCAAUUCAUAAAUCAUUUACAACAGAUGAAAAAUAUGAAAAUAAAAAUCAUUGUUUAAAUAGAUGUUCAGAUACAAUAUCACUUCAUAAUACUAAUUUACAUAGAGAUCAAUCUAAUCAUUUAUUAAAUAAAAGUUCAAUAUCAAUGAUUGAUAGUUUAUUAAGUCUAAUAUCAAAUAAAAUGUUAAUAAGAAUUUUUAAACAAAUACUUGUUGGUAGUUCGAUUGGUGUUAUCAAUGGAUCUCUGAUUGGACAAAAAAAUCUCACAACUAAACUUAUUGGUUUCUUAACAACAACUAUUUUUAUUGGUGAACAUAUUCUUCAUUUUACACAAUGGACAUCAUUUAAUAUCGGUUAUUAG
Rotaria sp. Silwood2 is the source of this 504-nucleotide messenger RNA. The record is from the annotation of a GenBank genome assembly. Lineage: Eukaryota; Metazoa; Rotifera; Eurotatoria; Philodinida; Philodinidae.